GUCCGGGGCGGGGAGCACCAUGCCGCCGCCCUGAGCGCGCCGCCGCGCCGGGCCCAGUGACUUUAUAACAUGCAAGACAUUGAUGCCAGGGGGAGUUCCCCUGCUUUCCUUCCACCUCAGAAUGGGAGCAGUCACAGGUCUUCUGGGUAUGUCCCGGGGAGAAUUGCCCCUCUUCGUCCCCCACCGCCUUCACACAGCCAUGUAUCAGCUGAAUUUACCUCUGCGAGACAAGAAGCCCGGGCCAUGUUCACAUCCUCAUCACCAGGACAGCACCGCCGCCAGGCAGAAGCCAACAGACAUAAAAAUACUCUCAUUUGCUUUGCUGUUUCUAGCUUUUCACUUUUUGUUGCACUGGGGAUUUUUAUGGGAAUAGCUUCGAAAUAUGCACCAGAUGAGAAUUGUCCUGAUCAGAAUCCUCGUCUGAAAAACUGGAGCCCUGGGAAGGAUCCUGAAAAGAAGGUUAUCAUCAAAAAGGGAGAUCUGUUUCGUCUGAACUCGGAUGCUACAGUACAUUCUAUAACCAUACAGGAUGGAGGUUUACUUGUUUUUGGUGAUGAUAAAGAUGGUUCUAAAAAUAUUACUUUGAGAACUCGUUUUAUCCUGAUAAAGGAUGGUGGAAUGCUUCAUGUUGGAGCAGAGAAAUGCCGCUAUAAAUCCAAAGCAACUAUUAUUUUGUACGGGAAGUCAAAUGAAGAUGCUGAUGUGCCAGAAUUUGGCAAAAAAUUUAUUGGUGUGGGCCCUGAAGGAACGCUGGAAUUGCAUGGGCAUCAGAAGCUAUCAUGGACUCUUCUGUCAAAGUCUAUGAAUUUCUCAGGGCUGGCCUGUGGUCAUUAUGCAUUUAAAAAGAAUUUUUCCCGAGGACUAAAUGUGAGAGUGAUUGAUCAGGACACGGCGAGUGUUUUGGAAGUGUUGAAAUUUGAUACUCAUGAGUUUUCAGAAGAAAGCUUGAAACUCCAGAACUUACUGAAGAAUAGAAGUCCUGGUCGCAUUAUCGCUAUUGCUGUAGGAGAUUCAGCUGCUAAAAACUUACUGGAAGAAACUAGAGUGACUAUUCAAAAUCUUCUGGGAAGUAGGUUUGUCAGAGGAUUGAGUUACAGGCAAGCCUGGGCUUUAGUUGGUGUUAUAGGUGGUGGGAAUUCUUCCUGUAAUGAAUCAGUGCGAGACUAUGAAAAUCACAGCACCGGUGGGAAAGCUCUUGCUCAGAAAGAAUUUUUCACAGUGGAUGGUCAGAAGUUUGUUGUGAGAGCUUACAGUGAAUGGAAUGAUGGUGUCCCAAUUUCAGGCUUCCAGGUAGAACCUGUUGGUGGAGUGAUAUUGAAUCUUCUGGAUGAUGUUAGCAGUUGGCAGCCUGGAGACCGAAUUGUGGUUGCAAGUACAGACUAUUCAAUGUAUCAGACAGAGGAGUUUACACUCCUUCCCUGCCCGGAGUGUACCAAGCACCAGGUCAAAGUCAAAG
Centrocercus urophasianus (Greater sage-grouse) is the source of this 1456-nucleotide messenger RNA. RefSeq names its product cell surface hyaluronidase-like. The transcript has 6 exons. The record is from RefSeq and is a predicted model, not a curated record. The annotation marks the transcript as partial. Lineage: Eukaryota; Metazoa; Chordata; Aves; Galliformes; Phasianidae.